Molecule: messenger RNA, 1542 nt
Organism: Aspergillus fischeri NRRL 181
Lineage: Eukaryota; Fungi; Ascomycota; Eurotiomycetes; Eurotiales; Aspergillaceae
Product: cytochrome P450
Exons: 2
Coding region: 1-1542 (513 amino acids)
Molecular function (GO): oxidoreductase activity, acting on paired donors, with incorporation or reduction of molecular oxygen; monooxygenase activity; heme binding
Source: RefSeq, a predicted model, not a curated record
AUGGAAGUUUCAAUACUAUCGUCAUUCAAGGCAUACGCCGCAUACGUCGUGAUUGCCGUGGUGGUCCUUCGUCUAAUCACCAAUCGCUUCCGUAGGAGCCUUGCGGGAAUUCCAGGCCCCGCAAUCGCCAAAUGGACUCGUCUGUGGAAGUUGCACAGUGUCUGGAAGGGCGAUCACCACACUACCGCCAUUGACCUGCAUCGCAAGUAUGGACCGCUGGUGCGCAUUGGUCCGAAGCACGUAUCUGUUGGAGAUCCCAGUGCUAUUCCGAUCAUCUACGGUCUCAACAAGGGCUUUACAAAGACCGGUUUCUAUCCCAUCCAGUGCAUAUCAUGGAACAAAAAGCCACAGAUGAACCUCUUCUCCACCCGCGACGAGAUGUUCCACCGGGAACAAAAGCGGCCAGUGGCAAACGCCUACAGCAUGACCUCGCUGCUGGAACUUGAAUCCGCAGUAGACUCCUGCACCGAGAUAUUCAUCAAUCAGCUGGCGAGAUUCGCGAAUAGCAAGAAGUCCGUCGACCUGGGUAUGUGGCUGCAAUACUACGCCUUUGAUGUGGUCGGGGAAUUCACCUUUGCCAAGAAACUCGGUUUUCUGCAGGAGGGAAAGGAUGUCGACGGCAUGAUUGAAGCAAUCCAGGGGAUGCUGGUGUAUGCUAGUGUGUGUGGUCAGAUCCCCGAGGCUCACCCGCUGCUACUGGGGAAUCCGCUUUUCCCCAUAUUCAUGCCCAGCAUGGAGACAUGGAACCAGGUCCUGAAUUUCACUCUCAAGGCUAUCAAUUCGCGAGCAUCGCUGCAGCGAGACGGCGAGCUCGAUGCGGAGAAACCAGAAGCAGGAAAGGACAUGCUGUCCAGGUGGAUGGCCAUCCAUGUGUCUGACCCAGAGAAGCUUACCACCCGGGACGUCAUCGUCCAUCUGUCGACGAACGUGUUUGCCGGUUCAGACACCACUGCCAUUGCUCUGCGAGCUGUCUUCUACCUCCUCCUUCGUAACCCGUCCGUCCUGGCCAAACUGAACGCCGAGAUCGAUAAUGCCGACCGAGAGGGGAAACUAAGCCACCCGAUUUCCUACCGAGAGUCCAUGAAUCACCUGCCCUAUCUACAGGCCGUUCUCAAGGAGGCAAUGCGACUACAUCCAUCCGUGGGUUUGAUCCUCGAGCGCGAAGUGCCCAAGGGCGGGGUCACCAUCUGUGACAGACAUUUCCCCGAUGGAACCAUUGUUGGGAUUAACGCAUGGGUUCUCCACCGAGAUGCGCGGGUGUUCCCCGAUCCUGACAAGUUCAUUCCCGAGAGAUGGAUCGACAGCGACCCGCAGCACUUGAAGAAGAUGGAACAGAGCUUCUUCGCGUUCGGGGCCGGGUCUCGGACUUGCAUUGGUAAGAACAUUUCGCUUAUCGAGAUGCAUAAGAUUAUCCCGCAGCUUUUGCGGGAGUUUGAGAUCCGACUGCAUAGUCCAGAGAAGGAAUGGAAGACGAAAAAUGUAUGGUUUGUGCAGCAGGAGGGAUUAGUAUGUGAUCUUGUACGCAGAAGGGAUGUCAAGUGA